Messenger RNA from Phalaenopsis equestris, 720 nucleotides. RefSeq lists its product as uncharacterized. NCBI's taxonomy places the organism in Eukaryota, Viridiplantae, Streptophyta, Magnoliopsida, Asparagales, Orchidaceae. The record is from RefSeq and is a predicted model, not a curated record. The coding region runs from base 116 to 517 and encodes 133 amino acids. Gene Ontology annotation, cellular component: chloroplast envelope. The transcript is spliced from 3 exons.
AAAAAAGUGCACAUGUAAAUGCCCAAAAAAAAAUGUGGUAGUUUGAUAGUUGGCUAUCCCUGCACCUCCCAUCAGCACCCCCAAUCCUCUAUUUUCCUUCCUCGCAGCACGCGCGAUGAAGAAGGAACUGCUGGCAUCUGCGCCAUGGCGGGGCGAAGAGAUGAGAGAGAAAUUUCAGGACGCGAAGCUGAAAGUCACCAACAACCCUGGCUCCACACCGACCAUGCACGUUCACCGUAAGAGGUCCGACUCCAGCAAGGCCGAUGUGGACGAAUCCGUCGCAGAGAUUGACCCUGAGCUCAGAUAUAGUUUUUAUAGGAACGUCCAGUUUUUGCAAAGAGUUUUUAGUAUAGAUACCCUUGUGAAACCUCUUCCUCCAGCAAUGGCGUACAAUGUGUCGAGGAAUUUGAAUUUUUUCACGCGCAUAUUCACCCAAUUUUUUGAUCCAGAGGGUAUUGCAAAUGCUCAGAAGUCACUUGGGCUAGGCCAGGAAGAGAAAGUCCGUCGUGUUCGUUAACAGUUUAAUAUAUGGUGACGAUUAGCACUAGUGUGCCAUUCGCCUGCUUCCAUUUUCACCGUCUAAAGAAUUCUCCUCAUCUGUAUCCAAGGAUCAAUGGGCCUGUAAACUGCUAAACUGAAGAUUAAAUGUUUUUAUUCGGGGCAUUUACAUACGUACCACCCAAUUCCUAUGUAUUCGCAUAUCUAACACCUAAAAAUUAA